Messenger RNA from Hirsutella rhossiliensis, 783 nucleotides. Its product is annotated as restless-like transposase. NCBI's taxonomy places the organism in Eukaryota, Fungi, Ascomycota, Sordariomycetes, Hypocreales, Ophiocordycipitaceae. The record is from RefSeq and is a predicted model, not a curated record. Bases 1 to 783 code for a protein of 260 amino acids. The transcript has 4 exons.
AUGUUUCACUUUCGCGGCUACACCAAAUCCCAACGCGCCGGCAAGCUCAAGUCGUGGAUUUGGCGCUUUGGGUUUGACAUUGAGCAUCAAGACAACGGGGACAAUAGGCUGUGGUUCUUCGAGCUCGACGCAAACGACGGCAAAGAGCAGGCCUUGAUCAACACGCUCAAGAAUCACUUUGAUAAGAAUGUGUUCCAAUCACUCCUACUUGCUUGGAUCACCGAGUCAAAUGUUGCCUUUCGCGCCAUCGAAGCCCCUCGAUUCCGUUCUCUGCUCGACUAUCUCAAUCCUUCAAUUGGCCUGACCCAGUCACACAUGACUCACACGACCAUUCGGUCCAGGCUUUUCGAAGAGUAUCACCAAUACAAGGGCGUUGUGGUGAAGGAAUUGAAAGAGUGCCCCGGCCGUAUCCAUCUUGCGUUUGACGGCUGGAGAUCGCCCAAUCGGCACGCUGUGUACGGGAUUGCUGCGUUCUACCUGUCCAAGGAAAAGCGCCCACAAAAAAUACUUCUCGGAAUGCCUGAGUUGCGGCAGUCCCAUACUGGAGAGAACAUCGCUUCUCAGGUGGCAGAAGUCAUCACCUCGUUCGAGAUACAGGAUAAGAUUGGCUACUUCACGUUGGAUAACGCGGAGAACAACGACACCGCGAUGAGGGCCCUGGGUGACCAAUUCAGUUUCGAUGGGAGGCAAAGAAGGGUCCGCUGCUUUGGACAUAUUAUCAACCUUCACAACCUUUGGCGAAAAAAAGGUCCGAUCGGCAAACUCCACAAUCUCGUCCAUUGA